AUUACUGUAGGAUUCCACAAUAGUAUCCAUUCGCCCCGCUAGAGCCCACCUUCAAAAUUCCACCUUUCCGCCAAUCAGUUCAACGUAUCCGGCGGACGUCAUGUUACGUAAUGAAUAUUCAUAAGCCGUGCCUUAAGGCUUACCCUGCGCGUGUGUUUGGAUCGGUCCGCUGGAGUGCGCUGAGUUCAGAGCGAAAAACUGCACUGAAAAGUCACCGGGUUUGAAUGGCUCAGCAUUGGACUACUGGUUUAACAUUCAAACUCGACAACUUUUCCGUUUUAACUUCGUCAGCGGAAUUAUUUCAUUACCGACAGCUGUUUUUUUGCACCUCGAAAUUGAGCGAUGCAGUUGCCGGUGUUUUACCUGCUCUGAUAAGGAUAACAACAACUGAUGCAUGAUAGACUGUAAUCAGACUGACUUCACAGAUGAGCAGAUCAGGACUAAACAUUUAAUGUUACAGGGCAUUGAGUUUGUGAAGCGUUGCGCAGCAGCACAGUGGCUCCCCCCUCAGGCCAGUCGCAGUACUGCAGCACCCCCCCCCCCAGCGGCAAAAUCUGCUUCAUGGCCACAAGUCCAAACCUCUGCAGUACAUAUGACUGUUACCAAAAGGUAAACUUACAAUCAGGAGGCAGUGAGGUGACGCUAAAGACAUAUGACAUGGAGGUCAAAGGUCACCUGAUAACAGGCCCUGAGCUGCAGGCCGCUAUGGACAGUAAGCAGCGUGCGGAGCGGAUGGUGGAGCUGCAGGAGCGCCGGAGGAGUCUGCAGUCGCUGCUCAACACUCGAAUAGCAGAACUCAAACGCGUGUGUCUGCAGGAGGCGGAAUUGACGGGUGAAGUUCCUCAUGACUAUCCUCUGGAAACCGGAGAGAAGCUCCCUCAUGUGCGGCGCAGGGCUGGUCUGUCCCGCAGCGGGUCCAAACAUAACACCAAAAAUGAGGAAGAGGACGUCUCUCAGCGCAAGACAAAGAAAACUCUGUUCAGCGGCGCCCUCCGCAGGCACGUUGAUUCAGAACAGCAUCCUCCACACAGCAAACGAACGGUUCAUAGAGGAUGCCACACAGAUAACACAGUGAAGUCAGAGAGCAGCUCCACGUCUGAUUCCACCAAUCAGGACACUGAAGACGCCUCUGACAGCCUGUCGCCCUCACAGCCCCAGCUGGUCUCGGGGAGCCCAGACAACAGGUUUUCUCGAAAACUCUCCCCUGUGGAGAUCUAUUACGAGAUGAAAACACGCCGCAACUCUGUGGCCAGCUCAGCCAGCCCGAGUCACUCUCUUCCAAGAAGUGUGUCGAAUUUGGAAGGUAGAAGUGUCCCGGCAACUCCACUCCUGUCCCGCAAUGGAAUAGCAGGAGUGCACAUCAGGUCAGAAUCAUCUAGCGGCACCGCUGCUGUGAAGCAGUGGUCAGACAAUCCCGAGGCGUCCCAUCAGGUGCCUCUGCAGUCUCAGGAGGGGUCGUCCUCAGGGUCCUACGAGCAAGGGCACAGACGUAGCAAUAGCUCUGAGACGUUACUCGACCGGCACGGCACCGCAGCGGAAGACGGAGGUCAAAGGUCAGGCAUGCCUGUACGGAACGGCCCGUACAAGAGCUCGGAAGCCAUCAUGGACACGACUUUAAAACAGGCGCAGCGGAGCAGCCCCGAGCGGCAGGUAAAUGGGCACGCCGAGCUGGCCCGCGUUCGCUCUGCUGCGGGAGGUCGAGGAACGAACGGAGGUGUCGGUUACAGUGAGAUCCUUAUGGAUUAUGUGUGGGGGAAGCAGCAGAAGAUGCAAGUUCAGCAACAACAAAGACUGCAGGUGCAAAGUAAUGCAAAAGCCCGGCCGUGGCCCGACGGUCCCAAUGCUCCUCCGCCUCCCUACAGGAAUGGCUUUCCCCAAUCGCAGCAGCUUAUUCUGGGAAACGGCCCUCCAGCCUACAGCCCUCUAAUGCUGAGAGGAAAGCCCGGCGAGCCACGGAGGGUCAAAGUGUCGCGCACCAAAUCCUGCGGCCCGUUCGUUCCCUUGCAGCAGCACCAGCAAGAGUCCAUCCUGCUCUCUGCCUACAACGAAACCACCACCUCCAACGGUACUGCCAUUAAUGCAACGCAUAACCAGCAGAUCGACCACCUCCACAGACCGCCCCAUUACCCUCUUGACUCCUCCGCACCCACAACCCCCGACGACCCCACGCGCAGCCUGCACAAGGCCCUGGCGCUGGAGGGUUUGAGAGACUGGUAUCUGAGGAACGCGCUGGGACAGACGGCCAACGGAGGGAAGGGUAAAGAGGGGACUCAGACUCAGCGCAGGCGUACCACAUCCUCUCUGCACAACUCACACCCUCAUCCACCGCUCAAACACCAGCCGCAGUCCUUCCAAACAGACACGUCCUAUCCACAGAUCCCCCAGUCGGCCACGUUUCAUGGACACCCUCUACAUGGCAGUCCUCAGUGUCACAUGAUCCUUGAACAAGAAAUACCAAUAAACAAUAGUGUAUUUUCAUUUUCAAUUCAAGUUUAUUUGUAUAGCGCUUUUCACGAUACAAAUCAUUGCAAAGCAGCUUUACAGAAAAUGUCGAUGGAGCUUUCUUUGUACCAAGAUACCUUUUCAUCUCAGAUGCAGGACAUGACACUUAAAGAGAGCAGUAAUGACAGACCCACGCCAGGCACGCUGGUCUGACGCGCAAACCAUCAAUCUAACAUUCAUGCAAACACAAAGAGACUACAGCAAACACCAGCUUACGUGUGUAUAGAAUGGCAGACUGCCAAAAUGAACUAUUAAAAAGACAUUUUGCUUAGAAUGGAAGAAUUCUGAUCCUUGUUAUACUAACAUAUGCUAAGUAUACUUGUACUCAAGACCCUUUUCAGCAUGAAAUCAAGCUGUCUUCUAGUUUCACAUCAUCUCUGGGUUCCUGCAGACUUCUUAUGAUAGUUUCCCUUUUAAUCAGCAAAAGUAGUAGCAAUCUCUGGCAAAAGAGACAAUAUGUCAGCACAUUCCUAUUAGUAAACAAUGUGAGUUUAUUCUAUCAAACUAUUUCCUAUUUACUAUGGAUUUGUCACAAAAAGUAUACAAAGAGUUCUUGUUGUUCAUGAGAAUCCAGUAUCGGUCGCUGGUGAGACCUUCUACAAGUAGUACUGGACGUGUAAGGAAACCCUUUGAAAAAGAAUCAGGAUCUUCUCAAUGUUUUUAUGGAAAUAUUUCUAUGCAAAUUACAAUCAAGAAGACUGUGUUGAGACAAAAUUAAUAAUUUGAGUUUUGGUUUUGUCAUUCAGAGUAGCAAUUUUAAAAUAUUUAGCCAAAUCUUAUACUUUGAUGGACUGUUAUACAGUCAGGGACACGCAGUAUUUCAUGAAAUGUAUACUUCCGUUAGUAUCUUUGUUACUAAAUCACAACGUGGAGGAGUAUAAAUGUGCUUGUUCAGGAUGAUGAUAAUAAGAAUGGCACAAAGGUCGCUGUGCGGCUCAAACAACAUCUUUAUCUGUAUCACUCGUAUUUAUGAUGCUUUCUUCCUCAGGCUGUAAUUAUAUACCAGUAUUAAUAUACACAGUCACAAAGAAAACAGAAAUUUACUGGUAGAAUAAUACAAAUAAAUAGAAUAAAUGACACUUGAUGUAUUCAAAAAAUUGCAUUUCUACAAAAAUGAAACCAGAAUGAAAGGUGGAAUCUCGUGAAACCUGUCAAGAACACAUUUCACUCCAAAAUCACAAGAAAAUUAUGUUUUAAAAAUGUUUUAUGUUUAUUAAAAAAGGAAAUCAGUAGCAUUAUGACAUUUUCAUGACAAGAAAAAGCACUUCUCAUUACUGUAAGAGAAGAAAAUAAUCAUUAAUGGAUUUAAGGAUCAGCGUACUAUUUGUUUUGCUAGAUUUAUUCUGAUUUAAAAAAGAAUCCUUUCUGGACAGGAUGAAUUUUAAUUACUGUAAUAAAAAUAUAAUGUGCAUGAUCACUAAGAAUAAUGAGAAAUAUAAAAAUGCCCAAAAGCAAAACAACUGGAUGCAUUAUGAUAAUGAGAACUGAGGGAAAUCAUGUCAAAAUGCAUAAUAAUAAUAAUAAUAAUAGGUCUUAAAAAUAGGCUUCAUUUUAUUUAGGGAGGAGAUCGUUUAAAAAUACUGUGAAAAUAUUAUCAUUGUUUUUUUUUUUUCAAAGGUCUCAUAAUAAAAAUAGGCCUGUUUUAUUUAGGGAAAAUAUUGUUUCAAAAAAUACUAUAAAAAUAUAAUCGUAUUUUUCUUUUGACUUUGUGGUGAAAUAGAUCAGGAAUUUAUAUGAAUGACCACUAGGAGGAGCCCCAUGAUCUGUUUUGAGGGGGUUCUGGAUCCAUUCAAAUCAGCAGCAUCCACUGCAGAUGCAUGAAAAGCGUCCUGCCAGGUGCAGUGCUUGUCGCAAGAAUCACCAGCUUCUUGUGUAUAGCGCCUUAAUUGCAAUUGUUCAUUGUUUUUCCUAUCGGACAGACUGCAGAUGUCAAUAUUUACUGUAUGUUUCAGUAAUUAGAUUGCAUGAAAUGAAAAGGAUUAAUUAACCAAAUCAGGACUUUGGCAAGACUAGUAAUUUUCCCGCGCCUUCCUUUAGAAUUCAUUUGAAUUGUGAUACUCAGAAUGUGGCGUUGCCUACUAAUGCCAGGAUGCCAACCUUUGACCAUUGUGCCUAGCAAAUGUGCCGGAGAAGACUUGUAGAAACAAUGACGUAUUUCUCACAGCCAGAUUAAAUAAAGAAUUAGGCUUCCGCUUAUAAACUACCGAUUUUAUUCUCUCUUUACGACUGAAAAAAACAUUUGGAUUGCUGGCUAAUCCACUCUUAAUAGUAGUAGUCUGCUAUGUUUCUUAGUGUUAGUGCUCCCUUCAGAAAAAAACCUCGAUGUACCAAUGCAUGCGGGUAUCUGUUCUUCUUUAUUCCUUCUCUAUGGUUCCCUGAUUUUUAUUUGGUUCACUGUGUUAUCAUUAUGUAGGCAACUUGAUGUAGGUCUUGAAAAGCUUCUACAUGUCAGAUGCCUUCACCAUGAAUAUAUCUGUAGAAUAUAACACUGAGAGUUGAAUUUACUGAAGCAAUCUAAACUUUCUCAGAUACUUUGUCACCAAAUGCUGCCGUGCUUGUCUCAGGACUACACUGAAAGCUGCUUUGAUUGUGGUCUGUCCAUUUGAAUCAACACCACUGAUGCAUGGAAGUGUCUUUAGUAGAAAUAACUUUUCUUUUCCUAUUUUUUAUUUUGAUUUGAUUAAAAACACCCGAGAGAUGAUUGAGAAGGUUGCAGAACGUGUAUGAUGCUUGUAAAAGCUUGCUGAGGACAUUUAAGGUUAUCUAUUUCAAAUGUUUUGAAAGAUCAUGUUGCACUCACGUGAAACACGAUUAUGUUGAUAACACAGAAAACUAUCAGAUAAUGAUCUAAAGGACGAUGAAUAUGAAGGAUAACAGCCUUUUAUUUUUGAUUAAAGACUUAAUAGCUGUUGAUUCAAACUGAAGGCAAAUAAAACCAAUGAAGAAUGUCAUAUCUGUUUUGCUUUCAUGGUACCAAAUGUUACAACUUGUUGAAGAUGUUCCCUACAUGUUUUGGACACUAUUGAAGAUUUUAUUUCCCCAGUUUCAAUUUUAAAAUUCCUUUUCCGAAACCUCUUUAUUUGCUGUUGCCCUGCUCAUAUGUUUGAUCACUUUUGGAAGAAACCUUUCCAACUGUAUAUAGGCUAAUUUGCUGUUUUCUCUUUGGUUUUCAACAUUUUAUAUCUCUAUUAAAAAUUAAAAAAAAAUAAAAAAAAUUCUAAUGAAAAACUAAGACUGUACAAAGUUUGUUUUUAAUAAAGUGUUUUUGGUCAUA
Molecule: messenger RNA, 5776 nt
Organism: Onychostoma macrolepis
Lineage: Eukaryota; Metazoa; Chordata; Actinopteri; Cypriniformes; Cyprinidae
Gene: ccdc120a
Product: coiled-coil domain containing 120a
Exons: 12
Coding region: 562-2655 (697 amino acids)
Source: RefSeq, a predicted model, not a curated record